Molecule: messenger RNA, 1496 nt
Organism: Paramacrobiotus metropolitanus
Lineage: Eukaryota; Metazoa; Tardigrada; Eutardigrada; Parachela; Macrobiotidae
Exons: 3
Coding region: 258-1331 (357 amino acids)
Source: RefSeq, a predicted model, not a curated record
CAUCAUUCUUCCAUGUACACAACAAUCACACCUGAUUAAUCUGGAAAAAUUGGUUGGUGUAUGUUUUCAGUCAUUGCGACCAUAAACAAACUAAGUUUACUUAUUGAUUCACAAUUUAUCAACUAUUAAGUCUUGAUUCUCUGUCACUGUGAUUUGUCACCUGUAGAUGCCACAACGAGGUCCGGCGUCCUUUACUUCCCACUAACUGAUUGUUGUUAAAUCUUGAAUUGUUCUGUUUUCUGCUACACAAUCCAGGCAUGAUGCAGCAAAGUUUGGACAUUUCAGUACUGCAGUUUGUUUCUUUGUGCAUGUGCUGGAUAGGAAAUCACGCACAAGCAGUGUAUUGGAGUGACCCUGGAGAUUCAACGUUGGUACUAGAAGCAGGCGGAGAGAUACGGCCGUACAGUACUCCCAUUUACAGUCCCUCCGGAAAAUACAAAGUUAUGGUGUCGAGCUAUGCCUUGAUGGUUAUGCGACUGCCUGUUAAUUCGAAAAAGCUGUCCUCCACGGUGGUGUGGAGCACGAUGGCCGAUGGGCAUUCGGUAAGCCGUCUGGAGCUGACGCAACGGGGAAAUCUGUAUUUGUGGGGCACGAUGGACGAACGCAACAACGCCACGCUGUGGCGGUCUAAUUCGCCGCUGACCCGGACCGGUUUGUACCAGCCCGUUCUCUCGCUGACCGAUGACGGAUAUCUGCAGUUGAGUAUCGAUGGCGAAGUCUACUGGGAGUCGACUGGAUUAAGGGAAUAUGCGUGCCUGAAUAAUGCUUCACUUUCCAAUAGGUCUGCAGAGGUACUGCAAAGGGGCCAAGUUCUUACUCCAGGGAAAAAGUAUUACUCUCCAAAUAAGAACUUUUAUCUGAUUCUCCAAGACGACGGGAACAUGGUGGUGUACCGCGACUGCGAUUCCACGCCGACAUUCAGCUCCUACACCCACUCGGCCACGCCCGAUAACGUGACGGUGACGUCGCGCGGGGAAUUCAUCUACUAUGGCGACAUGGGCGGAUGGGGCAGUAUCCAGAUGUGGUUUAAGGAGCCACAGUUCAAGUACGGUGAAACCGGGCGACCCAAUUCGGAGUUGCGGUUAGCGGACAAUGGGCGCUUGUAUCUGUGUCAGAGUGGUGACUGCUACUGGCAAUCUGGAAUACAGUAUGUGGAUGUGGAUGAUCUAACGCAUCUGAUCAAGCUGCAGGAGGCACCGAAGGGGACAGAGGAGAAUAAGGCGCCGGUCGCCGCCCGUGCCAUACAGGGAAAUGCGGCCGCACGCGAUUUUGCUUCGGCGUUGGUCAUUACUGGAUCUGUGCUGGGAUUGUGGCUUCUGUUGAAACACUAAUAAACAACCAGUUUGAACUGUACCUUUAAAAAUUAAAGCUGUGAUGUGCAUAUGUGACUGAAGAUCUUGUAAAUUAAUUACUGACAAUGUGAGACAUUAAUUCUGUUGAAUUAUGUUAGAAUUUUAUUAUCUCCAGUUGCGAUUGCUCAAUAAAAAAUCAAAUCA